Messenger RNA from Scaptodrosophila lebanonensis, 1386 nucleotides. It is a transcript of the gene Orc5, whose product is annotated as origin recognition complex subunit 5. Bases 1 to 1386 code for a protein of 461 amino acids. Gene Ontology annotation, molecular function: DNA replication origin binding. The transcript is spliced from 3 exons. Gene Ontology annotation, cellular component: nuclear origin of replication recognition complex; nucleus. The record is from RefSeq and is a predicted model, not a curated record. NCBI's taxonomy places the organism in Eukaryota, Metazoa, Arthropoda, Insecta, Diptera, Drosophilidae. Gene Ontology annotation, biological process: DNA replication initiation; DNA replication.
AUGGAGCAGAUUUGCGCUGCAUUGGAGCCGCAGUUCCCAUGUCGCGAGACCACUAUAAAAACAUUGGGGGAGCUAAUUGGCAACUGCGAAGAGGCUUAUCCUGCGGCCAUAUAUUUAUUUGGACACACCGGCACGGGCAAAUCUGCACUAACUAAGGCAUUCUUGCAGCAAUGUAGGAAACAACAAAAGGUGCGCGUCGCGCAAUUAAACGCCAUUGAGUGCUACACCACGAAAAUACUGCUUGAGAACGUGCUGGACGCGCUAGCGCCACAAGGCGCAGAGGAAACGGCCAAGCGAGCAGACAACAUGCUGGAAUUUGUAAAUGAGCUACGUCGAUGGCACGACCAGGAAAACAAUAGUUCCUACCUAAUAGCUGUAGACAAUGCUGAACGCUUGCGAGAUAUGGAUGCUAACGUGCUGCCAGUGCUGCUGCGGCUGCAACAGCUCACUAGCCUGAAUCUUUGCGUGCUGCUUGUCUCACAGCUGCCCUUCGAGAAGUAUUACAACAAGACCGGUCUAAGCGAGAUCAUAACUCUUCACAUGGCACAGUACAACAAAGCGGAGACAUUGCGAAUACUUAGUGCGGACUUUGUUCACGUGCAGCGCCAAUUGCUGGCAGGCCUGAGUGGUAAUGAGAAGGGCCUGCGCAAAUGUGAGCAGGCAAUGACGCCCGAGUUCUACAGCAAUUACCUCAGCCUGUUUCUCAGCGUCUUCUACAAGGCUUGCCGCGAUGUGCCCGAGUUAAAGCUUACGGCUCGCAAGUGUUUUUCUAUCUAUAUAGAGCCUGUACUGGCCGGCACCAUAGAAGCUACAGAUGUCUCGCGCCUCUGGCGACAUAUUGCAGGACCUUUACGCGCGGCCUUAACACAAAUAUACAUGCGCUUCGAUAAGCCUGCAGAUGAGUUGGAACAACAGUCCAAUGAAUCGGACCAGAGUGUGCGCAAGCUGGCGCAGUCGUUGGAGCUACCUUACUAUGGAAAAUAUUUGCUCAUUGCCUCCUUUUUGGCCAGUCACAACUCUGCCAAACAGGAUAAGCGUCUAUUUGUCAAGCAUCAUGGAAAACAAAAGAAACGAAUGCAAACUGUCAAUGCGAAAGCCAAAACCACCGAUAAAAUGUCAACAACGUUGGGUCCCAAAUCAUUCAGCAUUGAUCGUUUACUCGCCAUUUUCUAUGCCAUACUUGAGGAAAAGGUGGGCCUUACCUGCAAUCUGCUUUCGCAAAUCUCCACGCUGGUGCAUUUGAAGCUGCUUAGCUUUGUAUCGGGUGAGCAGAAUAUUAUGGAUGGCUCUGCGCGACUUCAAUGCACAGUCGGUCUUGAGUUUGUGCUCCACAUUGGCAAGGUAGUUGGCUUUAAUGUGCGCCAGUAUCUGUGCGAUUUCAUGUAA